Prosopis cineraria is the source of this 1571-nucleotide messenger RNA. Its product is annotated as ribosomal RNA-processing protein 14-C. The coding region runs from base 219 to 1262 and encodes 347 amino acids. The record is from RefSeq and is a predicted model, not a curated record. Gene Ontology annotation, molecular function: DNA binding; RNA binding. NCBI's taxonomy places the organism in Eukaryota, Viridiplantae, Streptophyta, Magnoliopsida, Fabales, Fabaceae. Gene Ontology annotation, biological process: ribosomal large subunit biogenesis; ribosomal small subunit biogenesis. The transcript has 2 exons. Gene Ontology annotation, cellular component: nucleolus.
UAGAGUGCUAUGCCUCUGCACUGAACUCCGCGGCCUUCCCCUGAAACCCAAACCCUAGAGUUUGUGCUGCGGCUGCCAGCGACAUUCGUCACUCUCAGUCUCGCAAUCUCGCAGCCAGCAGCCUUCAGCGUUUAGUCUCUGGCGUCAGUGUGUUCUGUUCGCCUUUAACUUCUGGUUUUAACUUCGUUGCAGCCUUCAAUUCGCCUUCGCAACUUCAGAUGAAGAAGAAAACGCAGAAGUCUUUGGAGGAGACCAAUGCAGCUCAAGAUUUGCAGUCUAUCAUUCAGCAGCAUAGGCUCUUCUUUGACAAGUUAAUUGAGCUUAUACCAGCGAAGUUCUAUCUACCAAUUGAUGACGAGAGGCCGUGGUUCCAGGGUCUGAGCAAGGCUGAAAAAGCUGCAGCUAAGAAAGAGACAAGGGAAAAUAUCAAGAAAUCUAGAAGAGAACGUUUAGACCCGGACAAGCCUAGUGCAACAACGCUUGACCUGCUUAAACAAAGCUUGGACAAAGAAAAAUUGGAAGGGAGUAAUAAAGAGCAAGUGGAUAUGAAUACUUUAACAUCGGGCAUUGAAGGUGAUGAUCGGUCAAUGACAUAUGAAGAACUUCGGCAAAGACUUCAUCGCAAAAUUGAAGAGUUUCGGGCAAGUCGUAACUGUGGAAGUUCCAAUAGAGAAAAGAAAAGGGAAGAGAGAAAUGUGAAGAGAGGAUUUCAGAAUAAGAAACGUAAGAAAGACGAUGGGAAUGAAGGAACUAAACCUAAAACUGAUGAUCCAAUGGAAAAAAGGAAGAAGGAUGCUGUGGAGGCUUCAAAAGACCUCUUGUUUGGUCAUAUCAAACUCGAUAAUGAAGAAAGGCAUGGGAAGAAAAAGAGAAAAACGUCAAUACAUAAGGAAAUUGAAAAGGCAAAAAAACUAGAAGAAGCGAAGAAAGAUCCUGAGAAAGGUGAGGUAAUUGCAAAAAAGCAAUCAUGGAAAGCAGCAAUGGAUAGGGCCGCAGGAAUUAAGGUUCACGAUGACCCCAAACUCCUAGAGAAAAGCUUGAAGAAGGAGAAGAAGAGACAGCAGAAAAAUUCAGAGAAAUGGAAGGAGAGAAUUGAUACCAGGGAGAAAAUGAAAGCAGAGAAACAGCAAAGAAGAUCCGAAAAUAUAGCUGAGAGGAUUCAUCAGAAGAAAAUGCGGAAAAUUGCAAAGAGGGAGAAAAAGCUUAUGCGGCCUGGUUUUGAAGGUCGCAAGGAAGGUUUCAUCAAUGAAGUUUCUGGUUAACGUAGCUUUAUGAAAGUCAAGCUUGCUGAUUUUCGCUAGGUAAUGUUUACUUGUUGCUUGAUAUUUCAUGGCUUCUUGUGCCUUGACUAGCAUCAAUUUCGUUGGUCUUUUCUAUAUGUUUACCUUGAAACUACCUAGUAUUAUUAUUGAAAAGGGAUUACUUCGGGGGAAAGGAUGAAAAGGAUUAAACAGCAGGUUGCUUCUUAGAUUGGUAGGUCAAGGUAGUUAUUGGAAAUGGAAUUUCAUUGUAUGAAUUAUUCAUUUGUUUAGUGAAAAGAUGAAUGGCACGAUAAAUGUCAUUUACUAAAA